CCAUAGGGUCACAGCCCCACAGAAUGACCACCCACCACAGAGUGACCCCCCAUAGGGUCCCCCCCCCCCUCCCCGUCCAGGGGGUCCCGUCCUCCCUGCGUUGCCGCCCUGGACCUCCGAGCCGCCAGGGGGCGCUCUCUUCUGCCAGCAAGGCAGAAGAGCCCUGCUCUUGCGCCACUUCCGGCGGCGGCUCACUUCCGGCGUUCGCUUCCGCUUCCGCCACCUCCUCCUCGCUGCCGCCGCGGAGCCCGGGAGAGCCGCGCGCGCUCGGGCCGCUUCCGGUUCCAUUUCCGCUUCCGGCCGGGCCGGCUGAGGGGAGCGGAGCGGCGGCGGCCGCGGGCCCUGCUCGGCUCCCGGAGCCCGCUCCUCUGGCGCUGCCCUCACACCGCAUCCCGCCGCCGCCGGGCCUCUUCCCGCGCCCGCUUCUGCCGCUGCCCGGGGCCGAGGCGGCGGCGCUGCCCCCCAUGAGGAUGGAGGCCCGGGAGGCGGCGCGGGCCCGGCCCGGCCCGGCCUUCAAAGGCUUCGGCCCCGAGAGCAAGUUUUUCCUCCCCAAACUCAGCAACUUCUCCUGCCCUGCUGGGAACUCCUCCUGCUCCCUCAGCUACGCCCCAGAAAUUCCAGAAAGAUUCCCGGGAGCCAACGGGCAGUGGAGGAGCUCCAAGCCCCGGGGCAGCCGAGGCUCCUUCCUGGAGACGCGGAAAAAUUCCAGUGGCAAUUCCAGCACUUUUGGGGGAAAGGCCGCCCUCCACGGAGCCUCUUUCCCCCUGAAGCCGGCCCCGAGCCCCUCCUGGAGCCGCCGCAGCCCCAAGAAAGCCCCGCGGCGCUUCCUGAGCGCGGCCGAGGAGACGGUGCGGGAGGAGGAGCGGGAGAUUUACCGGCAGCUGCUGCAGAUGGUGACCGGGAAGAGAUUCUCCAGCUGCAAACCCUCCCCGCUGCUCCCCUUCCACCUGUCCACUGUCCCCCGUUCCGGCCCCUCCCUGCCCCAGGAGGCUCCCAGGGAUGAUCCCGAGGCACUGGAAAUUCACAAAAUUCCGGGUCCUGUUCCACAUUCCCCGGAGCUGCCCCAGAAUUCCCAAAAUCCCCCCCUGGGCUCCUCCCCGGGGUUUCCUGGGGGGUUCCAGCCCCGGAAUUCCGCGGCCCCGCAGCAGCGGGAGGAGGAGCCGGGAGCUGAGGCGCAGAGCGAAGGGUCAGAUUCCGUCAUUUUGCUCAAGGUCAAGGAUUCCAGGACUCCGGCUCCGAGCCCCCCCUUUUUCCAUGCCGAGCUAUGGAUCAAAGAGCUGACCAGUGUCUAUGAUUCCCGAGCCAGAGAGAGGUGGAGGCAAAUAGAGGAGCAGAAAGCUCUGGCCCUGCAGCUCCAGAGCCAGCGGCUCCAGGAGCGCGAGCGCUCCGGGCAGGAGCUGGUGGAUCUGCACCUGCGCGUGCCCCUGGAGAAGGAGAUCCCGGUGGCCCUGGGGCCGCAGGGCCCGGAGCGCGCCCGGCACGACGAGGAAUUCCCGGAGAUCACCGAGGAAAUGGAGAAGGAAAUCAAGAGCCUGUUCCGAGGAGGGAACCAGGACGAGGUGCUGAGCGAGGCUUUCCGCCUCACCAUCACCAGGAAGGACAUCCAGACCCUCAACAACCUCAACUGGCUCAACGACGAGAUCAUCAAUUUCUACAUGAAUUUGCUGAUGGAGAGGAGCAAGGACAAGGAUUUGCCCGCAGUCCACGCCUUCAACACCUUUUUCUUCACCAAAUUAAAGACUGCAGGGUACCAAGCUGUGAAAAGGUGGACAAAAAAAGUGGAUAUUUUCUCUGUGGAUCUGCUCCUGGUGCCCAUCCACCUGGGAGUGCACUGGUGCCUGGCUGUUGUGGAUUUCAGGAAAAAAACCAUCACCUACUACGACUCCAUGGGGGGGAUCAACAGUGAGGCCUGCAGGAUCCUGCUGCAGUACCUGAAACAGGAAAGUUUGGACAAGAAAAGGAAGGAAUUCGACACCAACGGAUGGACCCUGCUGAGCAAGAAGAGCCAGGAGAUCCCGCAGCAGAUGAACGGCAGCGACUGCGGGAUGUUCGCCUGCCGCUACGCCGAGUGCAUCUCCAAGGACAAACCCAUCAACUUCACCCAGCAACACAUGCCCUAUUUCCGGAAGAGGAUGGCCUGGGAAAUCCUGCACAGGAAGCUCCUCUGAUGCCAGAAAAAUCCUGAAAUUCCACGGAUUUGGAUCAGAAGAAUCCCAGGAUUCUCCUGGGGACGCAGCCAAGGAACUCCGGGUCCUGCUCUUCCCAAAAACCCCCCCAGAUUUGGGGGGAAUAGAAAAGUUUGGAAGCACA
Molecule: messenger RNA, 2310 nt
Organism: Vidua macroura (Pin-tailed whydah)
Lineage: Eukaryota; Metazoa; Chordata; Aves; Passeriformes; Viduidae
Gene: SENP1
Product: SUMO specific peptidase 1
Biological process (GO): protein desumoylation
Cellular component (GO): nucleus
Molecular function (GO): deSUMOylase activity
Source: RefSeq, a predicted model, not a curated record